This is a messenger RNA of Bactrocera oleae (olive fruit fly), 1532 nucleotides long. Its product is annotated as 18S rRNA (guanine-N(7))-methyltransferase. Gene Ontology annotation, biological process: rRNA (guanine-N7)-methylation. The record is from RefSeq and is a predicted model, not a curated record. Gene Ontology annotation, molecular function: rRNA (guanine) methyltransferase activity. Lineage: Eukaryota; Metazoa; Arthropoda; Insecta; Diptera; Tephritidae. Gene Ontology annotation, cellular component: nucleolus.
CUGAAAUUUCCUGUAGCCGUUUAAUACAAGAAUUACUAAUCACUAGCUCCGCAUCGCCUGAAGGAGGCUUUGAAUCUUCAGAGGCGAUCUUCGGGUUAACAUCAGUUUUCAUCGUAGAUAAGUUUUGUAAUGCGUUACGCGUAAAUACAGAUAUUUGUCUAUAAAACAUUUCAUAUAAUUGAAAUACAGUUGCAAUUAACCUUCUUUUUACCUGUGUCGCAUAGGACUAAUCCAGUUUCGUAAUACAAAAGCCAUUUGUUAAUCGUUCCACACUUGUAAAGUUUAUAUUUAUGAAUUAUACAGAUUUUUAAUUUCAAUUGUUAAUAAUUUCCUAUGUUAAACGAAAAUGAAGUCAAAACAAAACUUGCAUAAUCACACUGAACACCCUGCUUAACAACAGCUGUUUUAAUAAAGAAUCCAAACAAUAAAUAUUGAAUAAAGAGAAAACUAGAAGAAUUUUACAAUUUCGAAUAGCCUUGCUGACAUAUCCACGUGCAUGAAAUAUUUGAAAACAAAAUAAAGUUAGUAUUUAGUUCAUUAUAGUGAAUAUAAAAAAUAAUUAAUUACAAAGAUGGCAAGAAGGCCUGAACAUUUGGCACCACCUGAGAUUUUCUACAAUGAUGAUGAAGCUAAAAAAUACUCUACCAACACACGGAUAAUAGAAAUUCAAAUUGAGAUGGCAGAGAGAGCCUAUGAAUUACUUACCCUAAAUGAAGAUGAGCAGUGUUUGAUACUGGAUAUUGGUUGUGGCUCUGGUCUAUCGGGAAGUGUGUUAGAGGACAAUGACCACAUUUGGGUUGGUGUUGACAUAUCUAAAUCAAUGUUAGACAUAGCUGUUGAACGUGAUGUAGCUGGAGAUCUUGUGUUGGCAGAUAUGGGAGACGGUAUGGCAUUCAGGCCUGGUACCUUCGAUGGCGCCAUAUCGAUAUCUGCCUUACAAUGGUUGUGUAAUGCGGAUAAAAGUACACAUAAACCCCAUAAAAGGUUAUAUAAAUUCUUUUCAACUUUAUUCUCCUGUUUGACACGUACAGCCCGUGCUGUAUUUCAAUUUUACCCGGAAAAUGCAGACCAAAUUGAAAUGGUCACCUCACAAGCCAUGAAAGCUGGAUUUUAUGGCGGCUUAGUGGUGGAUUAUCCCAAUUCUACCAAAGCAAAGAAGUAUUUUCUAGUAUUGAUGACGGGUGGUACUACACCGAUGCCAAAAGCGUUAGGAUCGGAGGAAGAAGAAAAACGAAUAAAUUAUAUUAAAAAGCGUGAUAUGUGUCGAGAAGCUCGAGGUAAACCGAUGAAGAAAUCAAGAGAGUGGAUAUUAGCUAAAAAAGAACGUAGGCGACGCCAGGGGCGUGACACCCGACCAGACACAAAAUAUACGGGAAGAAAACGUAGCGGAAAAUUUUAGUUCGAAAGAUCAAAAUAAUCUAUUAUUUAUAUUAUAAUUUACCUAAAUUAGCAACCCUUUCUUUACAAUUCUACGUUUAAAAUAAUAACAAAAUCUUCGAAACAUACAGUAAAAAAUUUUACAUUGCCACUUA